Pantherophis guttatus is the source of this 1194-nucleotide messenger RNA. RefSeq names its product N-acetylglucosamine kinase (gene NAGK). The record is from RefSeq and is a predicted model, not a curated record. Gene Ontology annotation, molecular function: N-acetylglucosamine kinase activity. Lineage: Eukaryota; Metazoa; Chordata; Lepidosauria; Squamata; Colubridae.
AGCUGCGGCUUCCCCCGUCCCCCGCUGGAGGGCUGGCCGGGCAGGGGCGGUCCGAGGCGGCAAGAGGAAGGGAGGAAGGGCUGGCGGAGCGGCGGAGCUCCAUGGCUGCGGUCUACGGCGGUGUGGAAGGGGGCGGGACCCACUCCACGGCGGUGCUGCUCUCUGAAGAUGGCAAGAUCCUGGCCGAGACCGAGGGGCCCUGCACCAACCACUGGCUGGUUGGGUCGGACACCUGCCUGGAGCGGAUUGACGCCAUGGUCCAAGAUGCCAAAAGGAAGGCCGGGGGCGACCCACACAUUCCCCUUCGAUCGCUGGGUCUCUCCCUGAGUGGAGGGGAGCAGAAGGAAGCCAUCCAGAAGCUCGUGGAGGACAUGAAGCGCCGUUUCCCAUGUCUGAGCGAAAAUUACUUUAUCACGACCGAUGCCAUUGGAGCCAUAGCCACUGCUACCAACACCGGUGGUGUGGUGCUCAUCUCAGGAACUGGCUCCAACUGCAAGCUCAUCAAUCCGGAUGGCUCCCAGAUCAGCUGUGGAGGAUGGGGCCACAUGAUGGGCGAUGAAGGAUCAGCUUAUUGGAUUGCCCACCUGGCUGUGAAGAUUGUGUUUGAUGGCUUGGACAACCUGGAGGUCCCACCACAUGAGAUUGACUACGUCAAGCAGGCCAUGUUUGACUACUUCCAGGUUUCCGACCGGAUGGGGCUCCUAACUCACCUCUACAGGACCUUUGAGAAGUCCAAGUUUGCAGGGUUCUGCCAGAGAGUGGCUGAAGGUGCCAAGGCUGGGGACCCCCUGUGCCGCUACGUAUUCCACAAGGCUGGAGAAGUCCUGGCACGGCAUAUCGUGGCCGUCCUGCCCAAAAUUGACCAGAUCUUGCUCGAAGGGGAUUUGGGAUUGCCAGUCGUCUGCGUGGGAUCCGUGUGGAAGAGCUGGGAGAUGAUGAGAGGAGGAUUCGUUCAGGUCCUCAGUCAGGCGCACAGCCAGCGGCUCAACGGGGCCUUCUCCAAGUUCAGCCUGCUGAAGCUGAAGCAGUCCUCGGCCCUGGGAGGGGCCAGCCUGGGGGCCAAACACAUUGGCCAAGUCCUCCCUCUGGACUACAAAGCCAACGUGGACGUCUUUUACACUCAUUCCUUUGCCUAGAGACGGAUGCCGGACAAUUCCACACCAGCCUUGCUUGGGGGGGUGGGUGGGGGGCUCU